This is a messenger RNA of Seminavis robusta, 2168 nucleotides long. The record is from the annotation of a GenBank genome assembly. Lineage: Eukaryota; Bacillariophyta; Bacillariophyceae; Naviculales; Naviculaceae.
GUCACAUAGCUCCAUUGGCGAGUUCAUGAUAAGCCUUGUCGGUUAUGAUCGUUGGCUUGUUGCUAAUGGCUGUGGUAGCCCACAAGCAUGGUUGGAGUCUAUGCUUUGCUAACGCGCAACGCUAAUCCCAGAACAUGUGGUCAAGCGUGUAACGCCCAGGAUGAAUGACCUCAUGAAUGAGGCCAUCGCAGAGCUACCGUUUUGCCCGUGUGGAACAGCUUCUAAAGUCCCCGCACUAAGCUAAGGCUUUGCCCGAAACAGCGGGAGACCAUCAAAGGUGCAGUUGUUGUUGCCUCGUUUCAUGCUACACCAACAACUAUCUUGGGAAGAAGAGUUGAACCACGAUGAUGCGCUCGUCUGUGAACCGUCAGAACCGCAUCGUUAAAGCGGCGAACAAAGACGAUGAAACGAAGAACGAUGAUACCACCAAGUUCGCGAUUAUAUCAGCCAAAGAUUUCAAGCCAGGCAACGAGGGAGAAGUGUUGGAAUCUGUGCACGCCUUGUUGUACUCUUCUGUUGGAAUCUUGACCCACAACAUCAAUACGGCAGCUGACAGGACGUCGUCGUGGCUCUCCUGUCAGAAUCCACGCAUGUCUGAUAUCAUGGAAGAGAAAAUGUGUGACGAUGUCAGUCUUUUAGGGAGAAACGGUGGAGACCUGGAUGGAGUAGUGGAAUCCAUGCAGAAAGCUCUGGAAAUCAUGCAAAGGUAUCAGGCCAAGGCUCACAAGGCGGCGAAAGAUUUUCUCGAAGAACAACAUGCCAAGAGCAUGUCCAAACAACCCAUCCCCUCCAACCUUGGGGAACGAGUGGCCCAGGCGGACAAAGAAGGUGGGAUGUGGAGUCUCAGAGACGUCAAAGAUAUGUCAACUGCAGAGUUCUUUCUUGGAACCUUAAUGCCCAACCAAUCCACUGAUGAAUACCCUGAUGGCAGCGAUCGCCUCUUUCCCAAUUCGCCCCUGGGUCCGACUACGGAUGCUUUUCUCGGAUCACUUUCAUCGUUCCUGAGAGGCACACCGUCUUCCAAUGGAAAGAACAAAAAACGGUUGAUGGAUUCCAAACUGGAGUACCUGAGGAAUGUCGAGUCUGUAUCCCAGGCGUGUCAUACGCAAAUCGAGGAGUUGGACACAAUCCUGAACAACCCAAGUAUUGCUGCAUUGUACGAAAUUCACGAAAACAACACCAUGAAUAGCGUGCUGACGAAAGAUGUGGAAGAUGAAGCUGCUCAACAUCCACAGUUGAAUGAGACCGCAAAGUCCUACAUUCGGGAAGCUCGAGACAAGCUAGCCAAAUAUGCGGCCAUAGCUGAAAAGAUUCUCAAGGAUGAGGUGAAGUGCAUGGUGACGGCAUAUGCCUGUAUCCCGGAGAAAUGUGGCGAAAAAGAAGCCACAGCAGCAGCCCCCGAAGAAACGGAAAAUGACGGUCUCUUUUUCGAAAGCCUCCGACAGCAUUUCGACAGUGAUGCGUACAACAUUGACUUCAAGAGUUACCUAGCCACAGAAAACAGCGGGGUGAUGCAAAUGAUGCUUUUGAACACAUUGCAUUCUUCCCUCUUUCUCCGAAACGUUGGCGACAAGUGCCAGAAGCGCAUCCGACUGCAUGUCGGCAAAGAAGUCAGUGUGUCAAUUUGCAAAUUGGUCAUGACGAGCCUCAUGAGUGGCAAGAAAGAUCACCGCAUCACCGAGUGGGGUUCUCUCUUGUGCGCCCGCCAUGUACGAGCAUUGCAUGCCUACGCUUAUGAAUUUUGUCGAUCCACCGAUGGGACUCGAGAUCUGUUGUCCAAAGUGGAAGUGUCCACCCUGGACGCAGCGCCGAUGGACUCGAAUUGGGAAAGACUCUUUUGUGCUUUGGAUGUGCUGAAACUGGAGCGGCUCGACGACUAUGACAGUUCCAAGCUGCACUCAUUGUUCCCAGCCAGUGACGCUGCCAAAAUAUUGCGUCUUCGUACAGAGUUUGAGGAUGAUGAAAUAGACGCUGUCUUGCAACCACAAAAGCUGGGUGCCACAAAAAAGUAAUGAUUGGGAAAACUUACGGUAAAGGAUUGGCGGUUUCUUCCAGCAAGCAAGCCCUGAGAUCACGACUUUGUGAUGCUUAUCACAGGCGAGGAAACGCCUGAAAAAGGAAUAUUGGCUACAUAUAACGAUAACAUUAAAAAGACACAAUUGCAUGUU